AUGUGGUUCAAAGCAUCUAUAAUAUGUGCUGUGUUUGUUGGUACUGUGAUGAGCAGAAUGCUUAUAGUUCACCAGAAUGAAACAGAACAAUGUGAAAAGAGGGAAAAUCCCUACUUUAUUUCACAUAAAACCGAUUGUAGUAAAUUUUAUGCAUGUGUGAAAGGAAAAUUAUUUGUUUUACCAUGCCCAGUUGGCUAUAGAUUUGAUUCUGUAUCGGGUCAUUGUUCUAAUAACAAAAGUGCCGUUGUUUGGCAAAUGGCUAAAUGUAAUCAUGAUAAGAUUGGACAGUUGAACAAGACUACAAUUUCUCAAACAACUCAAACGCUCACCACUCACCUACUACCGGCAACAACAACGACAAGCCCAAAAGUUCUUGAAUUACAAAGUCAUGAAUCCAAUUGUGGCUGGUAUUACAUUGUGAGACCAUCUGGUGAUCGGGUUCUAAAUAGUUGUCCAAUGCCAUUACUAUUUGAUGAAUAUUUGUUAGAAUGUAAACCUUACAAACAAGUCAAAUGUAAAAAACGAUUUGAACCAAAAGAUGCAUGUGAUUAUCGAAUUCGUUCUGGAGCUCAUGCGUAUCCAUGUAACUAUUUGCCAAGUUGUAGAAAUAAAACGGAUGGUUUCUAUCCCGAUCGUUUGAGAGAUUGUCGAGUGUAUUUUCGAUGUUUUGAAGAACGUUCAUCAGAGUCAUGGUCGUGCUCGCAGAAGCAGCCACCAUUUGGUGAACGUUUUAGUAUUGAACAUCAAAAAUGUAUGCCAGCAAACGAUGUUGAUUGUCAAGAAAGUCCAAUACCAUUUUUUUGA
Molecule: messenger RNA, 804 nt
Organism: Didymodactylos carnosus
Lineage: Eukaryota; Metazoa; Rotifera; Eurotatoria; Philodinida; Philodinidae
Source: the annotation of a GenBank genome assembly